GUCAGUUUUUUUAUGGUUAGAAAAGAUAUGAAAUAAACAAUAAUUAAAUUCAGUGAAACUAGAGUGAAUAAAAUGAAUAUUGAGAGUUUACGAGAACAAUUUGAUGAUCUAGGAGUGGAUGCAACAGAACAAGUCCUCGAAAGAUGCUUAGAAAUUUGUAAGACACACGAUCUCGAUGAUCCAGCAGAGUUUGUUGAGAAAUGGAUGGCCUACAGUAUAUCAAACUUAAAUGGAGCUGAACCGACAAUCGAGUAUCUCAAUGAGAUGGAAAAUAGACAGUAUAAAAAUGUACAAAGGAAAGUUUUAAAGCGAUCGAGCCAGAAAGAGUCGAGACUUAAAAUUUACAACCAAGGAAAUGAUGAAGACAUGAAUGAGGAAGAGAACGAAUUGCUCGGAUCAUAUGUUACACUAACUCCAAAGAAUGAUAAAAAGUCAGCUUCAAGACUACAUAUUGGUACCCCUGAUAUGAAGUCAACGAAUACCUUUAGUCCUGUGAGCUAUUCACCUUUGACAACAACAAAGAGAUCACGAAUAGAAUCAGGCAAGACGGGUAAUGUAGUGUGUACAUUUGGAAAUUUUUCAUCGAUGGCAUCAAACAUUGUCAAGAAUUCGGAGACGAUCGCAACAAUAAGUGUUGCGAAUUUAUUUGGGACACAAUGGAUGGAUGACAAAGUAAAGUUUAUGACAACAUCAAUGAAUGAUGGACAAUAUGUGACAGAAAGAAUCUUUAAACUUGGUCAUGAGUUUUUAAGGAAGAUUGUGGUUGAUGAGAAGCUUAAUGAUCAAAUUGUAUUAAGUCAUUGUGAUGAGUUGUCUCAAGAUAAUGUCAAGUGCUUGGGAAAGAUCGUCUGUGGAGGUCGUUCUGAGAAGUUGGAUCAAAAGUCGUGUACAUUUAUAGGAUUUGAUGAAAAUAAGCUACGAAUCACACAAUUAGACAUGACACGAAUGAAAAUGCCAGCACAAAUAUUCCCAGGUCAAGUAUGUGUUCUGAACGGAACGAAUCCUAGAGGCAAAAACUUUUCAAUCUCCGAGAUUCAUGCAGAGAGAACACUUGAAAAUUGCACAUAUCCAUCACGUUUGACAGAGCCAUUAAGUUUCGUGAUUGGAUCGGGUCCAUUUACAUCCGAUGAUAACUUAACAUUUGAAUACCUCGAUAAAUUAAUUGAAAAUUGUCAAAACAACAAGCCUGACGUCCUCAUUCUCUCCGGGGCAUUUUUUGAUGCUAAAUCAAAGCUUAUCUUUGAUCUCGCAACAGAAGUCGAUGAGCACUUCCGUAAAAUGUUGACCAAUAUGAGUGAAAAAUUGGGUGACAGUACAAAAAUUGUAAUUGUCGCAUCACACGACGAUAUUAACAGCUCAGCAUGCUUUCCCACGCGAUCAUAUGGAUUUAGUGGUAAAAAAGGUUUCAGCAAUAACAUUUUUCUCGCACCGGAUCCGUGCAUUUUAAACGUUAACGGUAUUAAAAUUGCUGUGACUUCUGUCGACGUUACAAAACAUUUAGCUGACUCAGAAUUUUGCAUGAAUGCGGGCGGUGAUAAGAUUCGUCGCUACAUAAACUAUUUAUUUCAUCAGAAAUCCUUUUAUCCGCUAUUUCCGCCUAAAGUGCCAACUGAUAUUCGACUAUUGCACGAAUAUGCAACGAUUAAUGAAAUUCCACACAUAUUUAUAGCUCCUAGUGAUAUGAAAUAUUAUAUGCGGGACUUUAACAACUGCUUAUGCUUAAAUCCUGGUAGAAUUAAAAAUGAAAAUUCUGAUGGUACCUUCGCGCGUGUCAUUGUUAAGCCACCACCAAGGGAAAAUAAUGUUAAGGGUAUUAGCUCAUGGAUUUCAGGACAAAUCGUCUAUCUUUAAUUUAUUUCUGUAUUUUGCUUUUGUGUGAUUGUUACUUAUCACUUAAUAAACUUUUUAUUAUAAUGCAC
Messenger RNA from Chironomus riparius, 1919 nucleotides. The record is from the annotation of a GenBank genome assembly. Lineage: Eukaryota; Metazoa; Arthropoda; Insecta; Diptera; Chironomidae.